UUUACCAAAUUUGCAUAGAUUAACAACAUCAUCCCGUCGCGACGCGACACGUAGUUGGUCUAAGUUAUUAGAAGAACAUAUUUUUGUUAUUGAGUGUUGUGAAAGUUUAUUUAAUAACAUACAAAUUCAGUGAGUUAUUUCCCGGGGGAAACGCCAUAACACUUCUUACGGUUCAUUAAAAAUUUGUACGCUGGAGCUGUUAUACAGGAAGAGCUCAGAGACCGGUUGAUAAAUCCCCUCUGAAAAAGUCGAAGAAAAAGGGGAAAAAACCCAUUUAGCCGAGACCGCCACCAAUAUAAUUAUUUCAUCAAAAAGAUGUCGCCGCCGUCGUUGGCGCGGUUCAUCCUGGUCGUAUUGACCGCCGUGACAAUGAUGCUUGUACGGCAAACAUCAUGUUACAAAUACCACUACCACGCCGCCAAGCUCCGAGAUUUUACGGCCAAAGCCAACAAGAUACUGGCCGCGCCUCCGCCGUCUCCCGCCGUCCGUCCUCCUCCGAGGGUUGGCGGAGUGUUUUACCCGAUCGGGUACGGAGCAGAUCCCACGGGUCACAACGACAGCGCCGACGCGAUACUGAGCGCGUUGAACGACGCGUUCGAGCAACUGAGCGAUCCGAGCCAGGAAUUGAUGCCUGGAAUCAAGGACCUGGGCGGCGCCGUCAUCGACCUCCAAGGUGGCAAGUACAAGAUCGGCAAGCCCAUCUCCUUCCCACCUGUCGGCGGCGGCGACAUCCUCAUAAAAGAAGGGAGUUUGCGAGCGGCGGAGGGUUUCCCAUCGGACCGUUUCCUGGUGGAGUUACUGUUCCCGCAAUCGGAGAUCCUGAUAUACAAAACGGAGAACGUGUCGUUGUUGCAGGGCACCACGAUCUUCUACGAGGACAUAACGUUCAGUGACCUCUUGUUCGACUCCGGCCACAGCGGAGGCGGCCUGCUGGUGGUGGACACCGCCAGGGUUCGGAUCCUCAACUCCUACUUCUUCAACUUCACGACACAGGGGAUUUUGGUGCAGGGCGGCCACGAGACCUUCAUCCAGACCUGCUUCGUUGGGCAGCAGCACCCCACCGUGGGGCGCGACAAGAACGAAAGGUACUACUCGGGCACGGGAAUCGACCUGGCGAGCAAUGACAACGUGAUCACCGACACGGUGAUCUUCUCGGUGCAGGUCGGGCUCCUGGUGAGGGGCCAGGCCAACGUCAUCACGGGGCUCCACACCUACAACAACAACAAGUCGUGGCACUCCGCCGCCGCCGGCGUCCUGCUGAAGUCGGACGCGAGCUACAACCGGAUCACGGCCUCCUUCUUCGACGGCAACAACAACCAGGUGGUGGUGGAGGACCCUUACUUCGUCUACAUCACGGGGAACUUCUUCUUCGGGCACGCCAACGUGGUUCUGAAGCCGGUGAAGAGAGACGGUGGAGCCGUCGCGCUUGUCGUCGUCGACAACUACUUCGUCGGGUUCGCCGGUGCGCCCAUGGUGGAGCUCCAGGGGAAGUUCACGACGGUCCACGACGUGGUUGUGGACCAGAACCAGGGGAAGUACCUGACCGUACAGUCCACGGCGGCGAAGGUGACGGUGGCAGGGAGAGGAACGCAGUGGGUUGCUGAUUUUAGCAAGAAGUUGGUCUUUCCUAACAAGAUCGACCAUUUUCAGUACUCGUUCUUGGUGAAGCAGCAGCCGGCGGAAGGGUGGGGCGGGCCUAGGUUUCCGAUCCACGCGGCGACGAACGUGUCGGGGAAUGUGGUGGUGGUGGAGAGCGAGGACGUGGUGGACGCCGUCGUUUCGGUGGCGGUGGAUCAGUUCAACCCCAUUGGAGAGGGUACUUUUGCAUUCCACGGCAACGGUGAAGGAUAUAAGGUUCUGAGUAAGGUCGUGUAGAAAUGAAACACGAGAGGGUUGUAUAGCUUCCACAUUCAAUCAAGAUUGGAGCUAAGAAUUUUCCAUUGAGAAAAGAAAACAAUGUAACGGUGACAAAGAAUUAAGAACAGAAAACAAUGUUUUUUUUUUCCUGGAAAAAGACUGAGCUUUGAUUCUUCCUUUAUAGUACUAGAGGUUCUACGGUCUAACAAAUUAAUCAAAUUGCC
This is a messenger RNA of Linum trigynum, 2081 nucleotides long. The record is from the annotation of a GenBank genome assembly. NCBI's taxonomy places the organism in Eukaryota, Viridiplantae, Streptophyta, Magnoliopsida, Malpighiales, Linaceae.